Dinoponera quadriceps is the source of this 1519-nucleotide messenger RNA. RefSeq names its product E3 ubiquitin-protein ligase MARCH5-like. Lineage: Eukaryota; Metazoa; Arthropoda; Insecta; Hymenoptera; Formicidae. The record is from RefSeq and is a predicted model, not a curated record. Gene Ontology annotation, molecular function: zinc ion binding. The coding region runs from base 326 to 1519 and encodes 397 amino acids. The transcript is spliced from 7 exons.
CGUGCCACGAAAUAUCAAAUAUGCGACACAACGAGAUUCGGAUCAGACGUGGCUGCUGGACAAACUCGCUCUCACUCGCUGUUGGAGAAAUUAAGUCGCUCAUAAAUACUACAGCAACUGUGUGUACACAUGUAUGAGGCGGACGGAUAAAUGAGUGAAGGACGGACAAACGAUCCCAUUGAAAGUAUUAAAGCGAGAUAUUUGUGUCAUUAACAAGAUUCUCGUUAACGCUCUCAUUCUUUAUCGCCACCUGAUGAGAUGUAUACAAAGAUCAUCGCGGCUGCAGAUGGUGGCGAACUUGUGAGUGCUUUGUUUUGCUGAGACAAUGUCAGAAGAUAACUUGCCACAUAUUUCAUAUGGGCUUGAUAGCCGUGGAAGAAUAGUCCGUAUUGAGUCUGGUAUAACUAGGGCGAACAUCAGACGUCUUCCAAGUAUAGAAGAAGCUCUAAGAAGAUUCAGCACAAACCUGAGAGUCGAUAGACAAGUCAAUGAUUCUAAUGCUGGAACUUCUGAUCUCCAAGCAAGAGUGAUAUCAUCAGAAGAGGAAACUUCUCAGAAUGUAUCUGAAGAUAUAACAGAUCGUGAAUUAUCUGUUGACAUCACUGAUGGCGUGUCUUCUCCAAAUCAAACCACAUCUAGCAUGAGAUCAUUAAGCAUGGACGAAGAUAAGCGAUAUUGUUGGGUAUGCUUCGCAACAGAUGAGGAUGAUGCUACUGCAUCAUGGGUUAAGCCAUGCCACUGUAGAGGCACUACGAAAUGGGUUCAUCAAGGUUGUAUACAGAGAUGGGUCGACGAGAAACAAAAAGGUCAUGCUGAACAUGCUGUGGCCUGUCCACAAUGUAAUACGGAAUACAUUAUAGUUUAUCCAAAUAUGGGUCCACUAGUGGUGAUACUCGACACGAUCGACACUGUUAUUUUUCGAGUAUGUCCUUUUAUCGCCGCUGGUAUUGUUGUCGGAUCCAUAUAUUGGACUGCUGUAACUUAUGGCGCAGUAACUGUUAUGCAAGUGGUGGGUCAUAAAGACGGCCUUACCAUGAUGGAACAAGCGGAUCCUUUGGUUCUACUUGUCGGCUUACCGACUAUUCCAAUUAUGUUGGUUCUAGGAAAGAUGCUUAGAUGGGAAGAUCAGGCCCUCAGCUUUUUGAGACGGCAUGCCUGUAAAGUUCCUAUCUUGAGGCACUUCUUACCGAGUAGUUAUUCCAGCGAGGACACAAUACAAUCUGAAGAUAUACCACCGAUGAACGAUCCUGUGUCCGCGACUCGUGUCCUUUGCGGUGCGCUUUUGUUGCCAACUAUCGCCAGUAUAUGCGGAAAGUUAUUCUUUGAAAGUAUAAGCUCCAAUUUUCAGAGAACACUACUUGGCGGUGCGGCGUUUUUAACGAUAAAGGGUGCGUUCAAGAUUUAUCACAAGCAACAACAAUACAUGAGGCAAUGCCAGCGUCGCGUAAUGGAUUAUACAGAGAAUAAUGUAGCGCUGUACAAGAGGCAGCAAAACUCCGAGAGCGAUCAGACAAGCUAA